CUCAGUUCGCUUUGUCACUUCACCCCGAUCAUACGUCGUCGUUCGUUCGCGGUUGGGUUCACCAAAUUAUUUUUUUUUUCUCGCAAAUUCCUCCGUGUGUCCCGUGAUUAUUUACUUUUUGCAUUGGUUUUAACUGUUUCAUUUGUGUAACCUUUCACCGUGUGUGAGUGUCGUGAUUUUUCUCUGUUCCGUGACGCGCAGUAAAGCUGUGAGUCAUCUCUGUCCCUAAUCUUCGCCGAAGGCUGAAAAUCUGAUUUUGUGAUGAUGUGUCCACUUCUGGCGGUGGAGGCCAUCAGAAUGCGGCGCUAAGCGCAAAGCGAACGGGAACGGGUCUCGAAUGGUUGGCCAUUGGCUUCUCUAGGAGGCUCAGCCAGCAGCAGCAGCGCGGUGAAAAUCGCUGAACGUGGAAAUUCGCUGAAGACGGAAGAGAGCGCGCAGAAAAAAAGAGUAAAAAGUGCUUGGCUCAGGUGUGUUUGAUGCAACAAGGUGUGUUGUCUCUUGGGGGGUGAGGAUCACUUGCCGGAAGUUGCGGAGCUGCUACGCGAAGGAAGUGCCGCGGAGGUGAAGAGAAGGUCUCGGCGAAGAUCUUGCGAAACGCGCUGAGCUGCUGAUUUUUAUUGACCACGAGCAAGAUGUGGAGUCCGACGCACAUUCAGGUCACAGUCCAACGGGCGAAAGGACUCCUGAUCAAGGGCAAGCAUGGCACCAACAACUGCUUCGUCAUCAUCGCCCUCGGCAAGGAGAAGUACCAGACGUCGGUCAAGGAGAAAGCCCCGGAAGCGGUCGACUGGCACGAGGAGUGCGAACUUCAAAUCCCCACCCACGGCAACCGGGCCGAGCUGGUCCUGACCGCGCUCCACCACAACUCGCUCGGCAUCGACGAGUUCCUGGGCCAGGUCGUGCUUCCGCUCAGCGAGAUGGACGUGUACGAGCGGCCCCGGUCGCGCUGGUUCCCACUCCAGAGUAAACCCGGCAAGGAGAAGAAGGCGGCCAAGGAGCGGGGCGAGCUGGAGGUCCGGAUUGCGUUCACCGUGAAGGCCGGCUCGCUGACGGAUCUGAGCAAGAAGGAGAAGAACAAGAGCUCGAUCAGUAAUUUGGCGUCCAAUGUUGGCGGGUCGUUGCUGAGCAUCGGGGCGAUCGAGAAGCGGAAAGGGCUGAAGAAGUUUGCCAAGUCGCUGGGGUCGAAGGUUCACAUCAGUGGGAUCGGGAAGAAGAAGAACAAGGACAGCGGGGGGGUUGAAGGGUUGGGGGAUGAUGGGUCUUCGUUUACGGGAAGUUACUCGAGCAUUGGGACGCCGAGCGGGUUGACCUCGCGCCAGUCCCGGCAGACGUUUGGAGAUGCCGAUCCGGGCGUGAUCAGUGAAGACGAGGACGAGUUUGUGUUUGACAAUCUGUCGCACAAGAGUUCGGGGAGUUCGUUGAACAUCAAUCGGCAUGCCCAAGCGCAAGCUCAAGCCCAGCAGCAGUUUCAGCAUUUGCCAAAGUCGGCCACUCAAUCGACGUCGUCGACGCCGGACGAAACGAGGAAACACAAAUCGAUGACGCUUCCGGCCUCGGGGGUGGCGUCGGCACCGUCCAAACCUCCGAGGUUGCUUUCCGAGUCGGAAGAGGGCGGCGUUCCGCGGGACGAGUGGGAACAGAAGCUGUACGGGAAGCACUUGGAGAUUGGAAGUACCGACUCGUUGAAGCGACGUUCGUGGGAGAGUUCCCGGGUGAUGUUGUCCGUCCAGCAGGAGGAAGAAGAGGAUCAGCAGCAGGUGCUGGGGAGGAAGGUCCCUAAAGAACCGAUGGUACCGGCGCCGACCUCCGUCACCGCACCCACCUCGCCAACCCUGGCGGAAAAGAACAAAUCUGAAGAAGCGGCGGACAAACCGCGACCACUGCCUCGGGUAGGCUCGCAGGACGUCGCCAAGGUCAACGACAAGCUGAUCCUGGACAACGGCUCCAGCGGAAGUCGCCGUUCGAUCAACCAACCGUCCCCAAAGCUCGAAAAGGAGCACAGCAGUUCGUCGUUCACGAAGAAGUUGAAGCACUUUAUCAAGGACCACCGGGCGGAAUCGAUGGAGAAUCUGUCCUCGUCCAAGACCAAACUGAACGGCACCAGCAAGCACCACGGCAAUCUGCACGCCGGAAACGAGCGCAUCAUCAUCGGCGGCGAGAACGACAUGCCGACCCUUUCGGGGGUGGUCCGCCAGAGCAAACUGGUCACGGAGGUGUCGCCGGAGAUUGCGGCCAAGUACGAGGGCAAGACGCGCGAGGACAUGAUGCGGAUCGCGCACAACCUCGAGAGCGAAGUGCAGUACCAGAAGCAGAAGGUCAAGGAGCUGGAGGACUAUCUGGACAGUUUGCUGCUGAAGGUGAUGGAGUGCCAGCCGCGGAUACUGCAGAAUCCGUACCAGACCAAGGGCGGCGUCGCGAUCAACCAUCCGACCAAGAGUGGAUGAUUUUGCCCUCCUUGUCCUCCUUGUCUUCCCGUUACAGUGGCAUUGUCGGCAAGCAGCUGAUGGAGUGCAUCUAUCUUUAGGCCCCUUUUAGCAAGAGUAGCUAGCGAAUCAUCGUCCCCCGUCCCAAUAAUGUUUUUCCCUUAAAAAAAAGUCCCCUAAAACAACAAACACAACUAACAGAACUGAUUCACUGCGAUUUUUUUUUGUUUUGCUUUGGUUCGAUGGUAAGUCAUUCCGGUUAAACUCUUUUAAAAAGUCCCAGAUUUAGUACAUUUUUUUACACCGUAACCAUUUAACAAAAGCUCGCAAACUCAUUUUAACACAAGCGACAAAAUUCCACUUUAUGUAAGAUUAGUUGACCGCAAUUUACCGCCAAAUGUGUAUUUAUUGGAAGAAUGAUGAAAAAGACAGUUUAGAAUUCCUUUCUUACCAACAAUAUUUUUUUCCAUUUUGCUGUUCCAAAAUCGGUGCAACAGACUUUGUACUAUUACGUUUAAGAGAAAGUAACAACAAUGAAAAAAAUGAUAAACACACUCACUCACAAACACACCACUCCCCGUUGUUGUACCUUAAGCGCCCUAGGAUUUAAACAUUAAGUAAAGCAAUUAUAGAUAUACACAUUAUUAUUUUCCCGCAAGAAAUUAUUGUUUUGACGACUCCCUGGAAAAAAUGGUUGCCUUAAAUUGUAAAACAAUUCAAUAUAUAUUAAAAAAAA
This is a messenger RNA of Culex quinquefasciatus (southern house mosquito), 3159 nucleotides long. It is a transcript of the gene Rip11, whose product is annotated as rab11 family-interacting protein 5. The record is from RefSeq and is a predicted model, not a curated record. Gene Ontology annotation, biological process: regulated exocytosis. Gene Ontology annotation, cellular component: intracellular membrane-bounded organelle. The transcript has 4 exons. Gene Ontology annotation, molecular function: small GTPase binding. The coding region runs from base 633 to 2444 and encodes 603 amino acids. Lineage: Eukaryota; Metazoa; Arthropoda; Insecta; Diptera; Culicidae.